This is a messenger RNA of Nycticebus coucang (slow loris), 2981 nucleotides long. RefSeq names its product integrin subunit beta 2 (gene ITGB2). Gene Ontology annotation, cellular component: focal adhesion; cell surface; integrin complex. NCBI's taxonomy places the organism in Eukaryota, Metazoa, Chordata, Mammalia, Primates, Lorisidae. Gene Ontology annotation, biological process: cell migration; integrin-mediated signaling pathway; cell-matrix adhesion. The record is from RefSeq and is a predicted model, not a curated record. Gene Ontology annotation, molecular function: amyloid-beta binding; integrin binding. Bases 180 to 2573 code for a protein of 797 amino acids. The transcript is spliced from 17 exons.
GACACACGGCCGCGGAAGCAUCUGGGGAAGGAGGUACCGCUUCCCGGGGCGUAGCUGAGACCUGCCCCACCGCCGGCUACGGACUGAGAAACUGAGGCAGAGAGAAUCCUGCCUCCCGUUUCCCCUAGGCCCAGUUCCACGAGAGACGCCGCGACCACGGCCAGGAGCUCCGAGAAGCCAUGGCCCAGAGCCUGCCUGUGGAGAAUCGCAGAGCCCCCAGCCCAGAGGGACACAGCGCAGAACGUCCGGAGCGCAGGAGGGAAAUGCUGGCUUGGAGCCACCUGCUGCUCACCUUGGUGGAGCUGCUCUGCUUCGGGUCUGGCCUCGCUGAGGAGUGCACCAAGUACAAGGUCAGCACCUGCCGGGACUGCAUCCAGUCGGGGCCUGGCUGCUCCUGGUGCCAGAAGCUGAACUUCACUGGGCCAGGAGACCCUGACUCCAUUCGCUGUGACACCCGACAGCAGCUGCUAAUGAGGGGCUGUGUGGCUGAUGACAUCAUGGACCCCAGGAGCCUUGCCGAAACCCAGGAGGACCGGGAGGGGGGUCAGAAGCAGCUGUCCCCACAAAAAGUGACACUUUACCUGCGACCAGGUCAGGCGGCUGUGUUCAACGUGACCUUCCGGCGGGCUAAGGGCUACCCCAUCGACCUGUACUACCUGAUGGACCUCUCCUACUCCAUGCUGGAUGAUCUCAUUAAUGUCAAGAAGCUGGGCGGCGACCUGCUCCGGGCCCUCAACGAGAUCACGGAGUCCGGCCGCAUUGGCUUUGGGUCCUUUGUGGACAAAACUGUGCUGCCCUUUGUCAACACACACCCUGAGAAGCUGAGGAACCCAUGCCCCAACAAGGAGGUGAGCUGCCAGGCACCAUUUGCCUUCAGGCACGUGCUGAAGCUGACCGACAACGCCAACCAGUUCCAGAGGGAGGUUGGAAAGCAGCUGAUCUCUGGAAACCUGGACGCCCCUGAGGGUGGGCUGGACGCCAUGAUGCAGGUCGCGGCCUGCCCGGAGGAAAUCGGCUGGCGCAAUGUCACACGGCUGCUGGUGUUUGCCACGGACGACGGCUUCCACUUUGCGGGUGAUGGGAAGCUUGGUGCCAUCCUGACUCCCAACGACGGCCGCUGUCACCUGGAGGACAACAUGUACAAGAGCAGCAACGAAUUUGACUACCCGUCGGUGGGCCAGCUGGCGCACAAACUGGCCGAAAGCAACAUCCAGCCCAUCUUUGCCGUGACCAAGAGGAUGGUGAAGACCUACGAGAAACUCACCGAGAUCAUCCCCAAGUCAGCCGUCGGGGAGCUGUCCGAGGACUCUGGCAACGUGGUCCAGCUUAUCAAGAACGCCUAUAAUAAACUCUCCUCCAGGGUCUUCCUGGAUCACAGCACCCUCCCCGACACCCUGAAAGUCACCUAUGACUCCUUCUGCAGCAAUGGAGUGUCACACAUUGGCCAACCCAGAGGGGACUGUGACGGCGUGCAGAUCGGUGUCCCGAUCACCUUCCAGGUGAAGGUCACGGCCACAGAGUGCAUCCAGGAGCAGUCAUUUGUCAUCCGUCCUCUGGGCUUCACAGACACAGUGACUGUUCAGGUCCUUCCCCAGUGUGAGUGUCAGUGCCGGGACCAGAGCCGGGACCGCAGCCUCUGCCAUGACAAAGGCUCCUUGGAGUGUGGUGUCUGCAGGUGCGACGCUGGCUACAUCGGGAAAAGCUGUGAGUGCCAGACGCAGGGCCGGAGCAGCCAGGAGCUGGAAGGAAGCUGCCGGAAGGACAACAACUCCAUCGUCUGCUCGGGGCUGGGGGACUGCAUCUGCGGACAGUGCGUGUGCCACACCAGCGACGUCCCUAACAAGCAGAUCUACGGGCAGUACUGCGAGUGUGACAACGUCAACUGCGAGCGCUACGACGGCCAAGUCUGCGGAGGCCCAAAGAGAGGGCUCUGCUUCUGUGGCACGUGCAACUGCCAGAUCGGCUACGAGGGCUCGGCCUGCCAGUGCCAGAAGAGCACGGACGGCUGCCUGAACCAGCGGGGCGUGGAGUGCAGCGGCCGGGGCCGGUGUCGCUGCAACGCUUGCGAGUGCGACCCAGGCUACCAGCCGCCCCUGUGCCAGGAGUGCCAGGGCUGCAACUUCACCUGCAGCAACCACACCUUCUGUGCAGAGUGUCUGCAGUUCAACACGGGCCCCUUCAAGAAGAACUGUAGCGCAGCGUGCAGCGGCCUACACCUGCGGGAGGAGCCCCUGAGCUGGAGGACGUGCAAGGAGCGGGACUCGGAGGGCUGCUGGAUGACCUACACGAUGAGUCAGCGGGACGGGUGGGACCAGUAUGACAUCCAUGUGGAGAAAACCCGAGAGUGUGUGGAGGGCCCCAACAUCGCUGCCAUCGUAGGGGGCACCGUGGCAGGGGUUGUGCUCAUCGGUGUCCUGCUCCUGGUCAUCUGGAAGGCUCUGACCCACCUGAGUGACCUCCGGGAGUAUAAGCGCUUUGAGAAAGAGAAACUCAAGUCCCAGUGGAACAACGAUAACCCCCUUUUCAAGAGCGCCACCACGACAGUCAUGAACCCUAAGUUUGCCGAAAGUUAGGAGCCAAUCAGCAGGACUCCCACCACCACAUCUCCCCCAUCACACAACCAAGACGCUUACAGCUCUAGACCGUGGCACCAAUUAACCAAAAAUCCACUGCUUUUUCUAUUCUUAACCUGACAGAUAAAGGCAGGUAUUUAUAUAGACACCCCCCAACCAGGAGGAGCAGCCUCCCCUUCUGAUGUACACAGAUCUUUCCACAGGAGGGUGGGUGGGAGGCAGGGAGGAUUGCUUAAGUCUUGGGAGGCUGGACCCAGGGUUUCCUAUGUGCAAGUUAGGUGAGCGGUCUGGUUAAAGGUGAUGCCAGUUUGUUUAUAUUUAAACAUAUCAGAGUAUAAAACAAAAUUGAUUAUACUGUUAACCAAUCAUGUGCAUGGAAAAAAAAAUAAAACCUCAGUGCAAGCUGUC